This is a messenger RNA of Protopolystoma xenopodis, 399 nucleotides long. The record is from the annotation of a GenBank genome assembly. Lineage: Eukaryota; Metazoa; Platyhelminthes; Monogenea; Polystomatidea; Polystomatidae.
UUGGGAACCCAACUGGCCGAAGAGAUUGGCUCUGCCAGGCGUUCAAAUGACGCCCUCGAGCAACGGCACAACGCAUUCCACCCGCCUACUCCUUCACGUGACGUCGGACCCGUUUCUCUCACCGGCACACACUUGCGCCUGACCCUGCCCCGUCCGUCUAUCGACGCGACGAGACGGCAUAAACCAACUCAACGGGCCCUUCGGUUGUGCGCCGCAUUUUGCGUGUCCUUCAACUUGCCCCUGGCAAACCGUCGCGCAGCCAAUGGCCCGAAACCAGACACCUUCGCGCCACAACCUCUCGUGUCCACUCAUCGUGCAUGGGCAGCAGCAGCAGCAGCAGCAGCAGCAGCAGCAAUUGGCUCUCCGACAAUCGGUAGCCGCCUCCUGCUGGUGCGCUAA